UUCCUGCAAUCCCUUUUCUAUGUGGACUCGCUGUUGUUUCCCACCAUGACCAUGACAUUUCUGUAAUGCAUCAUCAGAUGCAUUUGGGCUCACCAGACAAAUGAAAAAAGGGCCUUGGAGAAGCACGAAACUUGUUUUUCUGUUUUGGUUUGGGGUUUCCUUUGGUGCAUUUUGGCAGGGAUCUUAGUUUCCAAGAAGGGGAAAGGCAGAGAAGGCUGGAGAUAUGCUGAGGGCAAUGAACAAGAUCCACAAGGAUCACGGCACGGAGCAGCUGGUAUCUGAUUCGCCCUCAGAUUCUUGCUUCUCCUCUAAGGGCCUGAUGCAGACGGCCAGGAACACCUCGCUGUUUGGUGUUCCUGGCGUCUUCGUGGGGUUCAGCACAAAGGGGUUCUCAAAUUCUGAUGCAGUCAGGAGCCCCACGUCGCCUCUGGACUGCAAGGCUUUCUCCGGCCUAGGCAACUCCUUUCUUGGUUCUCCGAGAUCGGCAAGCCUCGAUGGGAAGCCCAGGUGUUGGGACUGCAACAGGGUGGGCCUGAGCCUGGUGGACGCCCUCAAGGACGAGGCCGAGCCUUGUGGGAAGUUCUUGGGACUCUCCGAGAGCAGGACCUCAGCCUUUGCUCCAGCUACGAGGAUUGACAUCUCGUGCCACAAAUCUCACCUCGCUGGCCUGAGAGAUGACUCCUCAAGCGCAGCUCCCAAAUCUUUACCGAAAGACUAUGUGAUCUCUUCGCAUACUCUCGGUGGAUCGGUAAGACCCCAGUUGGACAGAUCAAGGAUGUCGGCGCUACGAUCCAAAGUGGCUGAAUCGGAAUGUGGAGAGUUAGGAUUGCUGAGGUCUUAUUCAGCAGAUAUUAGUCGACCAUCAUCUCUGAAAACUGACUUUGUGUAUCGGAAUUCCAAGUCCAUUUCUGAUGUUUUUCCAUCAGAUUCAAACAGCUCGAUGGUGGAUUCUUUCCGGCUGGUCGAGAGGAGUGCCAGUUUUGACAAAUUUUCUGGCGAAACUAUUGGCUCAUCUUAUGGUGUAAUAACAUCCCUUUCUGCAAGUGAAAUCGAGCAAUCAGAGGACUACACUUGCAUUAUAUCUCAUGGCCCCAAUCCUAAAACAACUCACAUUUUUGGAGAUUGUAUUCUUGAAAGCCACAGCUUUCCAUCACUAGUUUUUGAGAAUAAAUGUAGAACAGAUGACUGCCAGUCAGCCUGGCUGUUGAAGCCAUCUGAGGAUUCACCGCCCUGCUCCACCGACGACUUCCUCAGAUCCUGUCUCUCUUGCAAGAAGAAGCUGGAAGUGGGAAAAGACAUCUACAUGUAUAAAGGUGAGAAAGCAUUCUGCAGCUGCGAUUGCCGUGACCGAGAAAUUUUGAUCGAAGAAGAGAUGGAAAAGCUCACAAUCGAUUCAUCCGGCACUCCUGGUUCAUCCUUCCAUGAGGAUAUGUUUACGGAUGGCAAGAUCAUGACCGCAUAGGCUGGAGGUUUGCCGGAGUGCCAACACGCACACAUGCAAUGCCUGCGAGCAUUGAGAUUGUGAUGGUAAACAGUCGGAUCAUCCAUCUACCUGGAACUGUCUAUGUGAAUCUGUAGUGGCCAUGGAUCAUCACCAUGUAUAUUCAGUUGUUUCCAUCAAAUUUCACUUGCGUGUUCAUGGUAAUGUCGGCAGGAACGAUCUGGCAAAUUGCCGACUCCUUUUUCUUAUUAUCAGCGAGUCGAGGCAGACUAUGGGUCCCCAUUUUUCCAUAGUUUUUAUGUAACCCAUCUGAACUUCAUAAAUAAUGAAAAUGCCUGAGCCAUGAUCUAUGUCAGUUGCAUUUUGAGGCUCUUUUGCUA
Molecule: messenger RNA, 1821 nt
Organism: Musa acuminata AAA Group (dessert banana)
Lineage: Eukaryota; Viridiplantae; Streptophyta; Magnoliopsida; Zingiberales; Musaceae
Product: FCS-Like Zinc finger 10-like
Exons: 3
Coding region: 224-1462 (412 amino acids)
Source: RefSeq, a predicted model, not a curated record